GUUGAAUCAAUGAAUGAAUUGUUCAAACUGGAGAGGCAAUGUGUUGCUCUCCUUUCUCUUCUGCAAUUGGCAUUCCCGCAUGAAUCUUUAGAGCAGUUCGCCUGCGGCCUGCCCCAGAAAACACAGGUGCCUCUCUUGAAAGUUUUCAUCUGAUCCAUCGCACAUUUAGAGAGGCAGCUAUGGACGACCCGUCGCAGCCCGCGUCUCCAGAGGGAAAGGAGAGGCGGGUGGUGGCUGGGUUUGCCAAGAUCAGGGGCAUGGGCUGGGAGUUUUUCAUGCAGAAGUACGAGAUUGUGAUCGGGAGGAACAGCAAAAACACGGCGGUGGACAUCGAUCUGGCGAAGGACGGUGGUGGCAUGAAUGUCAGCCGGAGGCAUGCGAGGAUCUACUACAACUUCGACAAGAAGAGAUUUGAGAUUGAGAUUCUUGGCAAGAACGGGGCGUAUGUGGACGGCCAGCUUCGAGUUCCCAGCGAUGGCCCCAUUCCCCUGAACUCCCAAAGCUUGGUCGUGGUGGGGGACUUUCCGUUCUACUUCUUGCUUCCAACCAAGAAGGUCGAGAAAAGGCGUGCUCCAGUACACAAUGGGGACCAAAACAGGCCUCUGCACGAAGGAGCCGACGAGUCCGAAGACGCAAACGGCGCUGCCGACUUUGAAGCGGAAAACGAGGGCUUUGACCCUGGGUUCGAUGCGAAGCAGGCGGUUCAGGACGAAAAGCCGAAGCGGGGAAAGCGCAAGUCGCACCACGAGGAGAACGAGAGGGGAGGCGAGAUCGGAUAUGAAGGGGCGGGGCCAUCGCCUAUGGAAAUCGAGGGCCUUGGGACCGAAGGAAGUGGUAAGAAGAGGAAAGCAGGCUUGCAGAGGACUAAGCACGAAUCUGGGGAACAAGCGCAGGUGGCUUGGGAGCAACCGCGCAAUGGAGCGAAUUCCAUGCCUCACGAAGAAGAAAAGUUCGACAGAGCGGCACGGAGUGGGAAGCAGGAAACGCAGGAGGAGAAGCCGAGAGCUCGGAAGGGGGCCGAUGCGACGGCGCCCAAAGGGGGGAUCUACGUGAGAAGACUGGAACCUGCGGAAGAGAAGACAGACGAGGUCGUGCUUUUGUCCGAGCAGGCUGCGAGCAAACGGAAGCAUGACGCUGAGGACGGUCCGGGGGUGCCGAGCGGCAGCCAAAAGAAAGCUUCCAAGAAGAAAGUGGACCCCCCUGCCGAAAGCAGAGCCGCCCGAGAGGGAUCCCCCGGGCCCUCUUUCCAGGGGAGAAGCUUGCGUGUGGCGUCUCCCCCGAGGCGAAAGUGGCCGGCGGACGGAGAUGCCAAGCCGGGGAAGGUCGCGCCGACGUCACCAACUAGAGCGGCGGCAAAACGAGCGGCGGCGGAGUCGACGGAAGGGAGUGCUCGGAAAGAAAGAGGGAAGAGUGGGCCUGAGGAGACGGGGGCGGGGAAUCGCCAGGCGGCAGAGCGGGAAGUGGUGGAGGCAAUUGCGGAGAUUCUGGGGGCGCAGGACGACCCGGCAGCAGCCGUGCCUCUGAACAAGCUGUUCAUGCAGUUCUCGGAGCGUCAUCGCCAGCUGUAUGAGUGGACAGUGGGUUUCCUCUUAGGCGCCACAGAAGAAGACACUUCCGAGCAGGUGCAUCGGCCGUGGCUGGCCUUGGCGAGUUUCUUGAAGCGACAUCCUCAGCAGUUCGUGGUUGAGUCACAAGCGAAAGGCCGGCUUGUGUCCUGGUAUGCUAGAUUGAGGCAGCCUGAAUCGUGAGCCGUCAAAUGUUUUCGCUCGGAUUAAACUUACUAAACCGCCUCAACAGAUGCAAGAAAGCGUUCUCAAGACAGCUAGUAGCUCUCGUCCAAUUCUUCACUUCAGCGGUCAACAAAAGGAAGUGUUGGUGCUUUGCUAAGUUUGAAGUUUUGAUGUAGUUCCUCGAUAAUGCCGGCAGCUCUUCAUCGCCGCAAUCUUAUCACCGGCGCAAUAUUUUCACAUAUAUGAAGGGGCUCUCA
Klebsormidium nitens is the source of this 1987-nucleotide messenger RNA. NCBI's taxonomy places the organism in Eukaryota, Viridiplantae, Streptophyta, Klebsormidiophyceae, Klebsormidiales, Klebsormidiaceae. The record is from the annotation of a GenBank genome assembly.